AAUGGUCAGUCAUUAACCCUCAACAAUUCACAGUGCAAAUCCAAGUAUCCAACAAGGUGUCAUCAGUUUCUUUGUUGGUGGUUGUGAAGUAGUUGGAGCCGUUAAUGCCUUUAUCUCGAGACAACUUCAUAAAAAAAAUUUAAUCGUUUUGGGUACUUUCCAUCAUAAUUUUAAGUUUAAAUCCUAAGAAACUCGAUAAUCAUGUGAAAAUAGAGCAUGGAUGGUGAGAAUUAUAUGGAAGACAUGCUCAUAGAUACGCAGCAUAGAAUUGUAUCAUUUCAGUUCGCCGGCCUCCAGGUACAAAAAUACCAACCAAAGGAUAUGGUGACAGAAGCAUACCUUGCCUGCCCAUUAAUGUCUACUUUUAAGAUUAGGUUCUCUCCUUUUAUGUGUCCUCUGCUGCACAUAAAGCAAUCGAGUCUCCAUCAAUCGAUUGGGUGUUGGAGAGAUUACAUAUAGAUAACAUAUGAUAUUGACCUGGUAAAAAAAGGAAGAUUUUAGAUAAAUGAAGGUCUAUGUAUAUUAAGAUAAUGAAGGUCUAUGUAUAAUUUUGUCUGCUUUAUCAUCCGAUCUAAAAGAUGAAGUGGAUGACUCAUCCUGGAGAUUGCAUAUGGAAGCAACCAUGUGGAUGCUUGCGACAGUACAUAGAGGAUUAUUUCAAUAGUGGUGGAUCGAACCUUGCUUAGCCUAGCAAUGAGGAAUUGAGGAUGAAACUUACAUCACUAUCCUUUCUUUUCUGAUUUUGAUGGAUAUAUGAAUCAUUUCGCAAAUUAAAUACCUUCAUAGAUCUUUCAAUGGAAUUAUCAAAUUUUCUGUUCCCUGAAACAGUGCAAUAACAAAUAAAUGCCUUCAGGCUGUGCAGAACCAACUCGAACAAUCCACCCAGGUGUUAUAAAGACGUUGGAACCAUGCCAUGCUACUCGAUGUAUGAUUCCCAAUCCCAGUCUAACCACCAUCAAUCAAACCUACCAUCUCUUUGCUCACAGCUAAGUCUCCCGUCAAUUCCUUCCCUCUCGUCCUCAUCACAACGCCAUCACCAACACUUUCUAUCCAACACCCACCACCACUGCCUCGCCACUCUCAAGGGUCACACCACCUAUGUAUCCUCUCUCACCCUAACUGAAAAGUUCCUCUACAGCGGCUCCUCAGACAAAGAAAUCCGAGCUUGGAAGCGAAACCAUCUAGACUCGGAACUAAAUCAUGAAAACCAAUGCAACAACAUUGUAGCCGUGGGGAAAGGUGCAGUGAAGUCCCUAGUAGUUUUAGCUGAUAAACUCUUUAGUGCACAUCAAGACCACAAAAUCCGAGCAUGGAAAACCAGUAGCCAAGAACCUGAUAUACAGAAGUAUACCCAUUUAGCCACGCUACCCACACUUGGUGAUCGAGCUUUAAAUAUUCUGUUACCAAAGAACCAUAUUCAGAUUAGAAGGCACAAAACAUGCACAUGGGUUCAUCACGUAGACACAGUCUCUGCACUUGCCUUGUCAAAGGACGAGUCUCUUCUCUAUUCCGUUUCAUGGGAUAGGACACUCAAGGUAUGGAGGACAAGUGACUUCAAAUGUCUGGAGUCAAUAUCAAGUGCACAUGAUGACGCUAUAAACGCUGUGGCAGCUUCAAGUGAUGGGGAUGUUUAUACUGGAUCAGCAGACAGAAAAAUCAAGGUGUGGAGGAGGAGUUCAGGAGGGAAGAAGCAUUCCCUAGUGGCUACAUUAGAGAAACACAACUUAGGGAUUAAUGCCCUGGCACUAAGCACUGAUGGAUCUAUUCUGUACUCCGGUGCUUGUGACCGAUCAAUAUUGGUCUGGGAGAAGGACGAUGGUGGUGGUGGAAUGGUGGUUGUGGGUGCUCUCAGAGGGCAUACACAGUCCAUAUUGUGCUUAGUAGUUGUGUCGGAUUUGGUGUGCAGUGGUUCUGCGGACAAAACCAUAAGAGUUUGGAGAUGUGAUGAUAGGAGUUACUCUUGUUUGGCAGUUUUGGAAGGGCAUAAAGGCCCUGUCAAGUGCUUGACAGCAACAAUUGAUGGACACAACCCAUCUCAUACAUCGUACCUUAUUUACAGUGGGAGUUUGGAUUGUGAUAUCAAGGUGUGGCAGCUUAAUGUCCCAACAGAUCAAUAGCAGAAACUUCUUCAACUAUGCCUUGCUGUGGUUAUCAAAGUGUGCUGUUCCCUGCUUUUUAUUUUACUUUUUUUUUUCUUUCUCCUUUUCCUUUUAAGGUUCUUUGUAGUUGUUUCAAGAUUAGAGUGUAAGAAUUGCGACUAAUGAUCCAGAAACUCUUCAGAAUUA
Molecule: messenger RNA, 2285 nt
Organism: Hevea brasiliensis (rubber tree)
Lineage: Eukaryota; Viridiplantae; Streptophyta; Magnoliopsida; Malpighiales; Euphorbiaceae
Product: protein JINGUBANG
Exons: 2
Coding region: 909-2117 (402 amino acids)
Molecular function (GO): protein binding
Source: RefSeq, a predicted model, not a curated record